AUGGCGCACAAGCACAAUCGCAGACGGUUUCGUCCCCGCAAUCGCAACCACAGCACUUUGAAUCCGACCUUCGACAUACCAGACGAUCUAUCAACUCUAUACGAGUCGUCCAUUUUCCCUUCAGCCUCGCCCUCCCGUACCGGCUCCAGACAGCCUCCAUUGCCGGCAACAUUACGAGACCCCAACGCCAAUGUCACUUCAAAGCACUGGUAUAACAGAUAUACAGCCUGGCAGAACCGAGAAAAGGCUCAAAAGCGAGAGGCUGCCACGAUCGAGGCUGAACAGAUCCAGUUGUUUGGUGGUGAGCCAGGAGACGACGUUGAUCUUUGCUAUAAGAUGAUGGAGGUGUUCGAGGGCAUGAAUUGGAUUGAUACCCUUGAGUAG
This is a messenger RNA of Cladophialophora carrionii CBS 160.54, 384 nucleotides long. RefSeq lists its product as uncharacterized. The coding region runs from base 1 to 384 and encodes 127 amino acids. The record is from RefSeq and is a predicted model, not a curated record. NCBI's taxonomy places the organism in Eukaryota, Fungi, Ascomycota, Eurotiomycetes, Chaetothyriales, Herpotrichiellaceae. The transcript has a single exon.